Molecule: messenger RNA, 483 nt
Organism: Botrytis byssoidea
Lineage: Eukaryota; Fungi; Ascomycota; Leotiomycetes; Helotiales; Sclerotiniaceae
Exons: 2
Coding region: 1-483 (160 amino acids)
Source: RefSeq, a predicted model, not a curated record
AUGGCGACUACAGACGCAGGCUCUAAGGCGAGACUUGAAACUUUCGAGGGCAUUAACGUUGAUUAUGAAAAGGCUUAUCAAAACAACAAAUUCAAAAUCGCUUGUGUUACAAAGGCCAUCUCCAUACUCCCUUUAAGAUCGAAGGUCCUCGAUCUUGCACAAAUUAGAGUUGAGGGCAGCUUCUCCGUAGCCGACAUGGCCGAGUACGAAGUUGAGGAGGAAACGCUUGCAGGGGUCUUCAUGAUCUUUGCCCAUCUCCAGAUGUCGUACGCUGCCGUUCACGCCGCAGUGUAUAAAUAUGCCAGAGCGCUUCAACCUGGGGAAAUCAUCGUUCUGGGACAGUCGCCAGGAGAUCACCAUGUCAAAGAAGAGUCCGCAUAUGAUGAAACUAGGACCUACGUUGAGGACUACAAUGUCCCCCUCGUGGGAGAGCCGUUGCCAACAUUCCUGAUGAGCGCGAAGGGCCAAAGGGACUUUUUUUAA